This is a messenger RNA of Chrysochloris asiatica (Cape golden mole), 1366 nucleotides long. It is a transcript of the gene PREB, whose product is annotated as prolactin regulatory element binding. Gene Ontology annotation, cellular component: endoplasmic reticulum membrane. Gene Ontology annotation, biological process: protein secretion. Gene Ontology annotation, molecular function: protein binding; guanyl-nucleotide exchange factor activity; GTPase activator activity. Bases 110 to 1366 code for a protein of 418 amino acids. NCBI's taxonomy places the organism in Eukaryota, Metazoa, Chordata, Mammalia, Afrosoricida, Chrysochloridae. The record is from RefSeq and is a predicted model, not a curated record. The transcript is spliced from 9 exons.
CUCCAGGCGGCAACCGGACCAAGUUCCACAGUCCCCGGGGCAGGAGUUAGAGGCCGGGAGAGGCAUGUCCCAGGUGCAGCGGUGUGAGCUGUGAAGAGCGCCGGGCGGGAUGGGUCGGCGCCGGGCGCCGGAGCUGUACCGGGCCCCGUUCCCGUUGUACGCCCUUCAGGUGGACUCCAACGCGGGGCUACUCAUCGCCGCGGGUGGAGGAGGCGCCGCCAAGACCGGCAUAAAGAAUGGCGUGCACUUUCUGCAGCUCGAGCAGAUUAAUGGGCGCCUGAGUGCCUCCUUGCUCCACACCCAUGAUACAGAGACACGGGCCACCAUGAACUUGGCACUGGCUGGUGACAUCCUUGCUGCAGGUCAGGAUGCCCACUGUCAGCUCCUUCGCUUCCAGACCCAUCAGCAAAAGGGCAACAAAGUGACAGAGAAGGCAGGUUCUAAGGACCAAGGCCCUCGACAAAGGAAGUGGGCAGCACCAGCAGAGCAGAAAUCUGGAACAGAAACCCACCGUGAGGGCGUAGAACUCAGUGUUGAGAAUUUGCAGGCGGUACAGACAGACUUCAGCACUGAUCCACUGCAGAAAGUUGUGUGCUUCAACCAUGAUAACACCCUGCUUGCCACUGGAGGGACAGAUGGCUUCGUUCGUGUCUGGCAGGUCCCUGGCCUGAAGAAAGUUCUGGAGUUCAAAGCCCAUGAAGGGGAGAUUGAAGACCUAGCUCUGGGGCCUGAUGGCAAGUUGGUAACCGUGGGCUGGGACCUUAAGGCCUCCGUGUGGCAGAAGGACCAACUGGUAACACAGCUGCACUGGCAAGAGAACGGACCCACCUUUUCAAACACGCCUUACCGCUACCAGGCCUGCAGGUUUGGGCAGGUUCCAGACCAACCUGCUAGGCUGCGACUCUUCACAGUGCAGAUUCCCCACAAGCGCCAGCGCCAGCCGCCACCCUGCUACCUCACAGCCUGGGAUGGUUCUACCUUCUUGCCCCUUCGGACUAAGCCCUGUGGUCAUGAAGUCAUCUCUUGCUUCAGUGUCAGUGAAUCUGGCACCUUCCUAGGCCUGGGCACCGUCACUGGCUCUGUUGCCAUCUACAUAGCUUUCUCUCUUCAGCGCCUCUACUAUGUGAAGGAGGCUCAUGGCAUUGUGGUGACAGAUGUGGCCUUUCUACCUGAGAAGGGUCGUGGUCCAGAACUCCUUGGGUCUCACGAAACUGCCCUAUUCUCUGUGGCUGUGGACAGUCGUUGCCAGCUGCACCUGCUGCCCUCACGACGAAGUGUUCCUGUGUGGCUGCUGCUGUUGCUGUGUGUUGGGCUUAUAAUUGUAACCAUCCUGCUGCUCCAGAGUGCCUUUCCAGGCUUUCUUUAG